UACGAAGCUCGAGACAUGCGAAAUGCUCGAUCUGACCCUGGGCCUGAGUCUGACUCUUGGCGAUCGCUUUGAAAUUUGUUGUCUUCAAACAGUGCACCCCAUCGUUCCGAUAGGAGUGGCGACGUUCUUGAGAAGCAUCUCUUCAGGAGUUUAGGAUCGGAAGUCACCAUGGCGAGCUCCUCGGAUGCAGUUCCUGAGAAGAAGGAGGAAGGCGUGACCCCAGCUUUCAUGAAGAACGAGACGCCAACGCCUGUUUUUGGGAAGAAGAAGGAGGACGAAGAAACGACAGCUGAAGGGGCCGAAGAUUCAGAGGAAGCGACAGGGACAGGAGAGGAGGAUACAGGAGCCGCCUUUGCUCCAAUUGUCCAGUUGACCGAGCAGCAGGUUUCAAGCGGGGAGGAGGAUGAGACCACUUUGUUUGAAGUGAAAGCAAAGCUGUACCGGUUUGACAAGGAGAGGACCGAGUGGAAGGAGAGGGGCGUGGGCCAGGUUAAGCUGCUGCAGCACAAGCAGAACGACAGGAUCAGAGUGCUAAUGCGUCAGAACCGGACGCUUAAGAUCUGCGCAAACUUCGUAGUGCUGCCGGGCAUGGCCCUGCAAGAGCACGCUGGGAGCGAGAAGUCGUGGGUGUGGCAUGCUGCGGACUUUGCCGACGGCGAACUGAAAGACGAGCUGUUUGCAAUCCGGUUCGGCAGUGUCGAGAAUGCCCAGAACUUCAAGAACGCCUUCGAGGACGCUACCGAAAGGAUGGGCAAACUGUUGGGGGUGGGCCCCUCAGAGGAGGAGAACGAGGCUGCGGACGAAGCUGCGGAGGCACUGGGAGGGCUUAAAGUCAAGGACGAAAAGAGCGCUUCCGAGGAGACGCCAGAAAAGGCUGAAGACAAGAAGGGGGUAGACAGCAAGGACAAGGAGGACCAAUAGGCCGUUUGAAGAGUCUGCUUCAAUUGGCAUUUCGUAACCCUUUCGUUUUGUGGAGCCUCCGUUGAGUUCACAGGCUUUUGUAUCAUCAGCGCAUCUACAGUUUUGUCGAAGCUUACACAGGAAAAUUGUCUUCCUCAUCAUCUUGAUGAUACGGACUUCACUGUCAUGCUUGUGGUGAUAAAUGGACCGUUAUUCGCCAGCCUUUGUAGAGAGCUUGAGCAGCGCGCAUCCUGAUUCUCGUGUAGAGCUAUUGGUGUCUAGGUUCAUCUCAGGCACGCAAUUCAUAUACCAAGGAGUUCAGAUUAUAUUAUCUCACCGUUGCAUGAGUCGCUCCAUGCAUUUCAAGC
Molecule: messenger RNA, 1268 nt
Organism: Klebsormidium nitens
Lineage: Eukaryota; Viridiplantae; Streptophyta; Klebsormidiophyceae; Klebsormidiales; Klebsormidiaceae
Source: the annotation of a GenBank genome assembly